AUGAUCUUUCUGCUUCACUCGUUCGCUUUUUGUGGUAUAGUUGAUUGCUUCAUGAUUAAAGAUCUCGAGACCUUUAUCGAGAAAUUCUCGCUGUUCAUAUCGGUGGCUGGUGUUUGCUGCAAAGUGAUGAAUUUGGUGCUACGUCGUGACAAGAUCAUAGGUCUCACCGACAUGCUGCUGAAGGACAUGUGUGUCCCCAAAGACAAUCACGAAGCGGACAUCCAGCGACGAUUCGAUCGGAGCGCCAAGACAAUUACAAUCUACUGUGAGAUACUGAACGAAUCGGCCGUUUUCUUCGCAACAGUCGCCCAGCUCCGGCACUUCGUUAACACCCGGACGCUGCCGCUUUCCGAUUGGGUGCCAUACGAUAUCUCAUCAACUCCCGUUUACUGGGCUACUGUGUUGCAUCAGACAAUCGGGUUGAUGGUCUGCGCGAACGCCAGCGUUGCCCACGAGACUCUCAUUUCUGGUUUUAUGAUUCAGGCCUGUGCCCAGCUGGACAUACUUUGUCAUCGCGCUCGCACACUUCCGGAGUCAUUGCAAGAGAUCCGGAAACACAGUACCUCAGGGCAAGACUUGAAGGCGCGGGAGCAGCAACUCGUCCGUGAGCUCGUUCAUCAUCAUCGCUAUGUGUAUAGAUUCGCGAAACGUAUCAAUACGGUGUUUACGCUGAUGAUUUUCAUACAGUUCACUAUAAGCUCGACGGUACUCUGUUUGAGCAUCUACAAGAUGUCGACGAAGAGCUUACUGAGCCUCGAAUUCGCGUGGAGUUUGUCGUAUCUCGGCUGUAUGCUUAUGCAAAUCUAUUUAUACUGCUGGUUUGGCAACGAGGUUACGUUGAAGAGCGCUGAAGUCAGCAGUGCCAUUUACGAGAUGGACUGGCCGAUGCUUUCCACCGAUUUAAUGAAAACUCUUUUGAUAAUAAUUGUGCGAUCUAAGAAACCUAUUAUUAUAACAAGCGGUCAGAUUGUCACUUUAUCCAACGACUCGUUCAUGAAGAUUAUUAGAAUAUCUUAUUCGGCGUACAAUGUUCUGAAGAGCUCUUAG
This is a messenger RNA of Linepithema humile (Argentine ant), 1047 nucleotides long. RefSeq names its product odorant receptor Or2-like. Gene Ontology annotation, cellular component: plasma membrane. Gene Ontology annotation, molecular function: olfactory receptor activity; odorant binding. The record is from RefSeq and is a predicted model, not a curated record. Gene Ontology annotation, biological process: detection of chemical stimulus involved in sensory perception of smell; sensory perception of smell. Lineage: Eukaryota; Metazoa; Arthropoda; Insecta; Hymenoptera; Formicidae.